Acyrthosiphon pisum (pea aphid) is the source of this 4518-nucleotide messenger RNA. Its product is annotated as nuclear receptor coactivator 6. The transcript is spliced from 7 exons. The record is from RefSeq and is a predicted model, not a curated record. NCBI's taxonomy places the organism in Eukaryota, Metazoa, Arthropoda, Insecta, Hemiptera, Aphididae. Bases 158 to 4342 code for a protein of 1394 amino acids.
UUGAUCAUACUUUAUCUGUCAGUUCUGGUAAAUAUUUACUUGGUUUCACUCAUCAACAUUGUAUUGUAUUCAAUAUGCUAUAAGAACAUAUCUAUGUAAAUUAUUGGAAAUAGCAUAUACCCCAGACAAUCUAGGCUUUUAGUCAGCAAGAAAAGUUAUGGGAGCAGUAAAAUAUGGAAUCUUUUUUUUUUUACUGUCAAAGAUUCUUGCUGUGAAUUGUCUUCAAAAAAAUCCUACAGAUUCGGUACAGUUUAAUGGACAAAAUGCAGGAGCGCCUAAUUCUUGGGCUGGUCAACCAGUUCCUCAAGAAAUUACAAAUUAUUAUAAUUCAAUAAAUCCUAACCCUCCACAAAAUCCUUAUUUGAAUAACAAUGAUAAUCAACAACACAUUAAUUAUCAGCAACAAUCGCCCAUGUCUCAACCGUAUAAUGAGCCACACCACUUUAAUACACCGCAACACUUAACUGCACCGCAACACUUAGCUGCGCCGCAACACUUAGCUGCGCCGCAACACUUUACUGCACCGCAACACUUUACUACGCCGCAACACUUUACUGCACCGCAACACUUUACUGCGCCACAACAAUUGACACCCCAAGAACAAAAUUAUUUGCCACCAAUACAACCACCAACAAAUCAUCAGAACCAUCAAGUGAAUACGUUUCAGCCACAUUUAACGGGAACGCCUCAAAUAGCACAAGCUAAUCCAAUGCUUCAACAUCAAUCAAAAGCACCACAGUCAAUACCAAUAGACCGAUUCAACAGUGAAUCUGUGCAUGAUCAGCAGUCAAUUAAUAUGCAAUAUCCAAAAUUUAAACAGCCUGUAAUAAAUCAGAAAAAUGAAAACCAACAAUCACAGGUACCACAAUUUACACACAAUUUAUACCCACCAUCACAGAGUGGACAAGGAGAACCACAGUCUUUCGGAACAAUGGAACCUUUGCCUCCAAAAGAAGACCAGAAACAUUUACCUAUGAGUUUAAAUCACCCAAUAGCUGAGGAAUUACCAGAUUUUGGUGAAUUACCAGAUUUCGACCAAGUUAUAAAUAACAAUGAAAAUAAACCAGUACAAGUCCCUUCAACAAUAGUCCCACAGUCAUCACAACAAACAUUGUUUAGUUCUAAGCCUGAAAUUCCUAGUAAUACAUUUUUACCACCUACAUCACCACUUCCAUCACAAAAUCAAUUGCAACCGUCUCAUAUACCAUUACAAUCGUCUUUAAAACCAUUAGAUAAAGAUUCUUCAACAACUGAUAAAAAUAAUGCUCCGUUUAUUUCUAAAGCAAACUUUCCUAAUAAUAUAUUACUUCCACCAACAGAAAAUCAAUUAAAUUUACCACAAUCUUCUCCUUCAAUUCCUCCUAUCUCAAAUAAAUUACAACUAUCUCAAAUGCCAAUACAAUCUUCUGUGAAACCAUUGGAUAAUGGUUUUUCCACAUUUAAUAAUAAUAAAAUGGAUAUUAAAGAUGAUGAGCCGUUUAAUUCUCAAUCAGAUUUUCCGAAUGAUACAUCUUUUUCACCAGAAUUACCUCCACCAACAGAAAAUCAGUUAAAUUUACCACAAAAUUCUCCUUCAAUUCCUCCUAUCCCAAAUAAAUUACAACUAUCUCAAAUGCCAUUACAAUCUUCUACAAAACCAUUGGAUAAUGGUUUUUCCACAUCUAAUAAUAAUAAAAUGGAUAUUAAAGAAGAUGAGCCGUUUAAUUCUCAAUCAGAUUUUCCGAAUGAUACAUCUAUUUCACCAGAAUUACCUCCACCAACAGAAAAUCAAUUAAAUUUCCCACAAUAUUCUCCUUCAAUUCCUCCUAUCUCAGAUAAAUUUCAACUGUCUCAAAUGCCAUUAGAAUCUUCUAAAAAACCAUUGGAUAAUGGUUCUUCCAUAUAUAAUAAUAAGAAGAUGGACAUUGAUGAUUAUAAGCCGUUUAAUUCUCAAUCAGAUUUGCCGAAUGAUACAUCUCUUUCACCAGAAUUACCUCCACCAGCAAAAAGUCAAUUAAAUUUACCACAAUAUUCUCCUUCAAUUCCUCCUAUCCCAAAUAAAUUACAACUAUCUCAAAUGCCGUUACAAUCUUCUACAAAACCAUUGGAUAAAGGCCCUUUAACGCCUGAUACAUAUAAUAUGGAUACUGAAGACGAUGAGCCAUUUGAUUCUCAACCAGAUGUUCCUAAUGAUACAUUUCUUGGUCCAAAAUUACCUCAAUCCACACAAAAUCAAUUUAAUUUACCACAAUCUUCAUCAUCAGAACUAUCAGAUAAAGGCCCUUCAACGCCUAAUAAAAAUAAUAUGAUGAUUGAAGAUGGGUUGCCGUUUAUUAAUUCUCAAUCAGAUGGUUCGAAUGAUACAAUUCUUAAUCCAAAAUUACCUCAACCAACACAAAAUCAAUUAAAUUUUCCACAAUCUUCUUCUUCAAAUUCUCCUAUCUCCAAUCAAUUAUCACCGUCUCAAAUGCCAUUACAAACGUCUUCAGAAUUAUUAGAUAAAGGUCCUUCAAUGCCUAAUAUAAAUACUAUGCAGGAUAAAAAAGACGGUGUGUCAUUGACUUCUAUACCAGGAUUUCUGGAUGAUAAAUCAGAGCCACUUAUUAGCAAUGUUCUGCAAAAUGAAAACAUUUUGAUAGAUAAUUCACAAACAGAUAUGCAAACAUUUUUAAAUCCUGAAAAUAAUGAUAGCAUAAAUCCACUAAAUAAUGUUUCGGAAAAUCAAGAUUAUUCUAAAUUAGAAUCUAAUAAUAUACCACCACAAGAACAGGACGUUAUCAUAACUUAUCCACAACUAAAUGAUUUAAUAAAAGAUAUAACUUUAAAUAACGAUACUCAAACGUUGCAAAAUGAAUCGAACGAUUUACCAUUGCCAACAAAUGUUGUAGAUACACAGUUGAAUGAAGAAUUGAAAUUAGAAGAAGCAAUGUUUAAAUUACCAGUUUUUCCAUUCAAGGAAUAUAAUGAUGAAAAAAAUGCAUUGAAUUCAUUGGAAAAUAUAGUAUUUGACGAACCUUUAGAGCAAGGACUAUCAAAGUACGAUAAAUCAUAUAUUGUAGACACGGAAAAUCCUGAAAACGCGAAACAGGACAACUCUAAAAUAACUGUGUUCGCCAAUCCUAAUGAUGUUCAUAUCCAGCAAAUAUCUCCGGAACAAUCACCAAAUAGUGAUAAUAGUUAUCCAAACAAUAAUUAUUUAUUAAAUACGCCAUCAACCGAUAUACCAUGGUAUGAACCCUCGUUUCCAAUUACAGUUGAUUAUGUUCAUCAAUCGGAUUCGAAUGCUAAUAAUCCACUAGGUUCAUUAUUAAAUUUUAAUCAAAAUCCAAUGUAUCCGUCAACUAAUAAUUAUUAUAAUCAACAAGACCCUUAUUCUGGUUUUGGUCAAAAUCAGAUGAUAUCUAAGACACAAUUACCUAGUUUGUCGCUAAAUGCCAAUCAACCAAGCUCUAAAGACAAUAGUGGAUGUAUUUACAAGAAAGUAGAUUUAAAAAACCCUCCUCCGGAUAUUUCUAAUUCAUGGUUAUUAUUAGAUAAAGAUUACACAAAAAAUCCAAACCAAAAUAACGCGUAUACUGCAAGUUAUGAUGGUACAACACAUGCGAAUAUCUUCGAAACACCUUCAAUGUCUUACCAAAAUAAUAUUCAGGGAAUUUUAAAUUCAUCUUCAAACGAUAUGUUUGUACAAAAUAUGAUGUCUGUAAUUUCAAAUUCGCUUCAGGCACCGUUGGUUGGGACAAAAGCAAUAUUUGACGUAACACGUGCAAAUUUCCCACGUGCACCAGUGAGUCAUAUUAUUCGCUUAACACAUGCUAUUGUACGAUCCGUCAUGCUCAAUCUUCGGCUGACUUUUAAUACGAUUAUGAACACUAAUUUAUACGGUCAUCGGUCUAAACGAUAUUUUAAUCCUUCUGAGGCCUUGCAUAAAUUACCAGGCGCUCUGAUUAACAAAUACUCUCAAGAAUAUUUCGCUGCGCCGAGAGCAAAUAAUAUGAAUAUGCCUUACUAUACUCGACCGGAUGCAACAGGUCAACCAUCGAUGGCAGAUUUUUCUGCAAGUCAACCAAUGCUUCAGCUACAUCAGACGUACUACGAUGGUGUAACCAGUACGAAUUACUACGGAUCACAGUACAAUAAUAAAAACAGAGCCGCGCCGCAACCAGCGAACACUCAAAAUUACGUUUUAAAUUCUUUGGUCGAUGCCAUAAAAACUGCAAUACGUUCAAAUAUACCUGAUCCGUACUCAAUCGACACCCCGGAGGUAAAAGAAUACACCCAGCAAGUGAUCGAGACCGUUGAAAUAGUAUUCAAAAAUCAGAUUGAUAACAUAAUUUAUGGACAACCGCCAACAAUGAAUACAUAGUAAAAACUAAUAAAUCAAUUAAAAUAACUUUACUUGAAUAUUUUCAUUUAUUUUACAAUUAAACAAUUACAUAAACAUGAUGCUGUAUAAUUUAAAAAAGGUACAAUUAUUAAGUAAUAUAAGGCACAAGUGUAAGGCACUUUUGUUCGUACACACAAUAAACAAUUAGCCUAAUA